AUGGCGUCUCCCACCGAACGAACUUCUCUGAAAAUUGAUAUGAUAGGAGACUUCUCAUAUCUAUUUGCCAAUGAGAUUAGUGAGCGCUUGACAACAGCGAUCCAAGACCGGGAAGAGGCCACUCCAGAACCAAUAUACGCAGAUCCCACAGUUAAGCCGUGCUAUCAAUUAAUUUGCGAGCAGAAGCGAGCCCAUUUCGAAAGUGCGGAAGCUGAGAAGAUCCGACAAUUAAUUUCCAAACGCGAGUACUGGGAACUAGAAGCGAAAUUCCUUAAAGCCGCCGCUGAACAAUGCCUGCAGAAGGUUAGGAACGAUCCGCUAGAAUAUUGGCGAACUUGUGCGAACGGGUGGGGAGCCCUGUUGAAAGGGAUUGGAAUUCCAUUGUCUGAAAUCUAUAAGAUCCGAAAGUCCAUUGAUGUGCCGUUUUAUUGGAAGUCCGAGUCAGAGCUCUUCGAAAGAGAGGCGAAGCGCCAAGAGAUGGAACUGAGAGAGCUAUGGAAGGCUCAAGCGCGACGCCAGGUGCGCCGAACGCAGCAGACAACGAAGACGCAACGGCCGCUUCGAAAUACGAAAUCGCGAGCAGCUGAUUACGACCCCGCCUCUCGACACUUUAUCGUUACCUGCUGGCUACAGCACCUCGAUCCUCCAACACUCUUCGAUAUGAUGCCAGACGUUACCGACACAUCUCUUGACUAUUCCGAUAUUGUGCUAUUCUUAGGGCACUUUACUCAGAUCGACAACGUCGUCGAACUGACCAAAAACGCGAGAUAUGUGUUUAAACCUCCUAUGAACGAACAUGGGCCGAACGCGGAUUGGCUAGGUGGUGGAUGCGUCAAGCGGCCUAAAACUCCUGUGCUUUACCUUGCAUUUGGCCAAAGUAUGUCCUCGCCAGACGGCUGGGUGUGUGGCUCGGCGACUGGGUCCGUGGAUAUUCAAUUAGCACCGGACAACACGACUGGCAUCAGCAAGCGCCACUUUCGAAUUGACAUCGAGCCUGCUACACAUCACCCAAGGGUGACUUGCCUAGGACAGAGUUUACAGGUUACGAUUGGCGAUCAUUCUAAGCCGACUCUUCUCACACGCGAUGACGCCAUAGAGAUUCCCACCUGGGCCACAUUCGAUCUUGGUGGUGUCGCGUUUCAAGCAUGGCGCCCUAAACUUCUGCCCACAGCUCUCCGAGCCUACAAAAAAAAGUCCUUGGAGUUCAGCCUAGGUUGCAUGAAUGACUUACCAACUUACUUCCCUGCCAUCGAGAAUGACCCGGAGACGAUAACCUCUAAUGUACGCUAUGGCAAAACAAGGGUCUAUGUGAAGCAGGACAUAGAAGCAAGAGGAGCAACAGCGUCAGUCAUGCUGGUCCUCGAUCGAGACACUGGAGAACAAUUUGCUGCUAAAGAGCCAUAUUAUAAGUCGUCAGACAACGAUGGGAUCCGGAGAAAGCGGUAUGAGGAACUAAAGAGGGAGUACGAGCAUAGCACCAGUUUUGACCACCCCCAUAUCGUGAGAGCUUAUGAAGUUGUGCGAGCGAAAGACCCUAGGCAUCCGCCAUGGCUCAUCUUGCCGUGGAUCCCCACUUGCCUCGAUCCUAAAAAACUGAGGGAACAAGACAUAAUCGUUUUUUCCACUCAGAUUCUCAGUGCAAUUGCAUUCUUACAUUCUAGGGACACGACACAUCGUGACCUGAAACCAGACAACAUUCUUAUGCAGGACGGCGACUUCAAGCUCGCAGAUUUCGGUACCACCUGCCGACAAGUACAGCCAAACAUGGAUACCUUCACUGGAUCGCCUCUGUACUUGGCCCCUGAAAUCCUAGAGCAACCGCGAAGCUAUACCAGUAAAGUGGACAUGUUUUCUUUUGGACUUGUGCUUCUGCAAUGCGUCUCUGAGUGGGAUCCCCUUUCAGAUUCCGAUGGCGCUGAUAGCGCUCUGGAUGCCUCCGCACGAGCCCGCUGGAUGCACAAAGUCAUUCUCCCACACAUUGAGGAAGCAUCGGAACGAUUUCGACCACUACUACGGGGUUUACUCCGAAAGCGGCCGGAAGAUAGAUGGUCUGCACUUUGGUCUUUAGCAUGGCUAUCUAGAAAUACCGAAAGCCUUGAGACUAAGGAAAAUCUAGAGCCGGAUCCACAAGAUCCGCAUACCAGUCCAAAGGGACGGACGGACUUUGACGAAGAAACAGUACGCGGCGGCAAGAGCAAGCGGCGAAUCUCCGCGUUAAGCAGCGGGGACUGUGAUUCCAUGAAUCUUCACCGAGCACCUUCUUGGCAGCCCAAGUCACCUGUGCUCGGAGAACCGCAAAAUAGUUCUCAUGGCGACAGCCCGGAUCCAACGGCAGAGUUGCCGUCCACCUUGCCAUGGGAACCAUACUCUCACGAACCAAUCCCACCGUCACCAUCAUGGGCACCAACACCAGCACGGGACGAGGGAGAGUUUCCCACAUUAGAGGAGACAGAGGAAUUUAUGGAUAUUAGCCAUGUAGAGUUUGCCGCGGACUGGAUUAAGGGCUGGAGUGAAGAAAAAUAA
This is a messenger RNA of Trichoderma gamsii, 2523 nucleotides long. RefSeq lists its product as hypothetical. Gene Ontology annotation, molecular function: protein serine/threonine kinase activity; ATP binding. Gene Ontology annotation, biological process: autophagy; peptidyl-serine phosphorylation. The record is from RefSeq and is a predicted model, not a curated record. Bases 1 to 2523 code for a protein of 840 amino acids. NCBI's taxonomy places the organism in Eukaryota, Fungi, Ascomycota, Sordariomycetes, Hypocreales, Hypocreaceae. The transcript has 3 exons. Gene Ontology annotation, cellular component: cytoplasm.